UACACAGGGGGCAGCCAUUACAUGAAGACCACAACUAUUGACUACGUCACUAAUUUAUGCGUAACUUAUAAUCUGAAGCGUAAGGGUAAGGUAUAGAUGUCUUCAGUUUGGAAAUUGGAGAGAUAUUCAAGAUAUGUUACCGAGAAAAACCAUGGGAAAGGAGGAUGGGAGGUUUAUGAGAGUGAGAAAGCUGAAUUAAAUUUAACUCUUACAGAAUGUAGUUUUCUAGUAAUAUGUCAUGGUACAACCGUGAUUGAGAGUCAUUCCGUAGUUACUUCCCGAGCAUGGAUGAGAGGUUUAGUUAUAGGUGACAGCAUGAUGUUUUUAUACAAAGUCAAGGGUAAUACCAGAAAAUUUAAGAUCAAAUUUAAGAGUGUGAAUAAUGACAGUGGAAUCAAGUUAUGCUCUCAAUGUACAGAGAAACUUAGCAAAUAUUUUCCUAUUAAAAUAAAUUCUCAAUCAACAACUAGCCAAUCACAGGAGGCGACACAGGAUCCAAAUGGCGAACAAGUGCAAGGAGAAGCUGUUGUUGAAACUUUGGAAGGGGAAAUAACAUUAUCCAAAAUGGCAGAGGUUUUGUCAGGGAAGUUAAAAGCCAAUUUACCUAAAGCCUAUGAAGAACAUAAGUAUCCAACAGAAGAGACUGGUUUGUUGUUACGGUUGUGUCUUACAGAUCCAAGUUUUCCUGCAUUUGUAGAACACGUGGAAAAGGAAUUAAAAAACAUAAUUAAUGAAUCUGAGCCACUUUAGCAAAGUUUCAGAUGAUAGUUGUCAUUAUCUUUCCUGCCUGGCAAGUAAAUGAUAAUCAUUUGAUCAACAUUGCUAAAUUCCAGAAUAUGACCAUAACCAUUUUAAUCCUAAAACCUGACAUAAUUGUUAUUCUAUUCCCAGUAUUUUAGAGCACAUCAUCUCUGUUCAGAUGCAUGCAGAUUCAAUAUGUAAAGAGCUUAAAUGGAAAACGUGGUACAUGAUUUCAGUCAAAAAAGACAUAAUUCCAGUGUCAGUGAGAUAUCUUAGAUUGUAAAAACAAUUGAAACGACCUUCCACGUGUAGAACAGAGUGUGGUGCAUGUCACAUAUUAAAUACAUUUUACUGAGAAUGAGUAAAAUGGAUACACUGCUUUUUGCAUUAAGUCUCUUUAUGUUUUACUAGGAGCCGGGUAGCUAAGUGAGAAAGGGGCUGGCUCACUAAUGGGGUACAGGAUUCGAUCAGUGUGGUAUUCCCUUGUCAGUGGUGUUGGAAGAAAGGCAUGACAAGGACAGUGUCUAGUUGCUUAGGAUGGGACCAAAAACCAAGGUCCUGUGUGCACAUAAAAAAAAAAACGCUUGACAGUUGAGAUAAGAGUAGACCAUAGCACCACUGUCUGGGCAAAAUUUCCCACCUAGCACACUGUAUUGCAUGUGCCGAUUUUCAUUAGCCCAGUUGGGGCAAAAAGUAGGACGUUAAUGUACAAUGAAUUUUCAAUGACAGGGGGGAAGUAAUAGUUAAGUCCUGGUGCAUGAAGUAAGCAUAAUGGGCGAACAAACAAACACACCUACUGUAUUCUACAAUAAGUGGCCAUAUGAACUUUUAAGGUAAAUAAAACAAAUCUUUUAUU
Patella vulgata (common limpet) is the source of this 1597-nucleotide messenger RNA. Its product is annotated as meiotic recombination protein REC114. The record is from RefSeq and is a predicted model, not a curated record. Bases 97 to 750 code for a protein of 217 amino acids. The transcript is spliced from 7 exons. NCBI's taxonomy places the organism in Eukaryota, Metazoa, Mollusca, Gastropoda, Patellidae.